GCUGCGGGGCACGGGCCCUGCCGGUGCCCGCCCUGCGAGGCCCGUCCCGGCGGGGGGCGAGGUCUGCCGGGGCCGGCCCUUGAUGUGCAGCCGUAGCGCGGGGCCCUGGCACGCCGCCUGCCAGCGGGGCUGUGGUGUAGAACACCCUCAGUCUCUGUCCACGGAACUGGCGUUCUCACGGACGGCAGGGACACGGUCGGUGUGGCUCAUCCGCACGCACCUGACAGGUCCGGUAGUUGUUGCUAAACCGUGCAGCGAAAACUGUUCGCACCGUCAGCUGGAGGGAUUCACUUAGUGAGGAAUUCACUUGCUUCGUUCUCCCGCGGCUCGGUCGGGGAGCAGCAUUCCCAGCGCCCGCAUAACAACCACCACACACACCGUGCAGCUGGGGCCCCGGUUUUCCAGGCUCCUCAGGCAGAGAGGCAGGAGUGAGGACAAGGACACACUGUUCAAAAUCUCUGAAGAUGCAUAAGAUGCAUAUGAAGAUGUAUGAAAUCCAACAACUACCUGAGCAUGAGAUGCACACAGCUGAGCAAUCCACUGCUCCCCAGUCUGCCAGACAUCAAUUUCAUGACAGAGGUCAUGACAGUUUGGAUCCAGUUUGGUAUACCUGGCAUCAAAGAAGAAGGGUAAAAGAAUGCCAAAUCAGAUAUCUGGCAAGCAAAUUCUUCUAUAUGUGGGCAAAAAAGACAUUUGGACAAGUUCUUCCUUCCAAAGCCAGAUGCUUUUAUGACCAGAAGAUUCUCCAAAAAACUUUUGGAGAGUGGAAGGAGUGGUGGACUGUUUGCAGAGAAGGAAAGCUCAGCCUCAGAGCAGACAACCAUUACAGGCAUUUUCUCUGCAAUAUGAUGUUCAAGACCUGGAGAGCCCAUGUAAGGCAGCAACAAGGAAAGAGGAACAAAUACUAUGUUGUACAGUCUCAUGCAAAGAAGCAAAACUUGCUCAGGACCUGGCAGUGUUGGCUGGUUUAUGUUGAUGUCCGAAGGACAAAACGUGGGAUGCAGUCUGUGGCGUGGGCAUUCAGGGAAAGAAGCAGUUUACGCAUAUCGUGGGCAGUGUGGAGAAGACGCUACCAGAGCUGCACAGGACGUAAAAUGACUGUUUUGGCUCUGCAGCACUGGGCCCAGAGCCUGCAAUUUCGAGCUUGGCUGCAGUGGCGAGAGCUGUAUUUGUACAGCCAGAAUAACAAGCAGAAGGAGACUAGGGCAGUAACUCACAAUCAGCACUGGGAGUUGAAGAGGUGCAUGGAAGCAUGGCUGGGAUAUGUAAACCUUCAGAAAACAAAGAAACUUCAGACUGAGCUGGCCCAGGAGCAUCACCGAAGCAGGAUAGUCCGGUGGUGUUUCUCUAGCUGGCGGCUGUCAUGGGAGUGCAGGAGAAGAAUGCAUGCUCACCAAAAGGACAUGGAGAAGCUAGCAUCAAGGAUUGCCUUACGGAGAGUCUUUGUACACUGGAAGCAUUAUGUUGUACUGUGUGUGGAAGAGACGCAGCAGUGUGAGCUGGCUGAAAAACACUACAGGCAUCAUCUGUUGGUGCUGCAGAAGUUCUGGAACCGCUGGAAGUCCCGUUUGGAAGAGAAGGAAGAACAGCAGCAGCAGGCCUUAACAACAGUGGCUUAUGCCCGUUAUAGGAGGGUGUUGAUGAGACAGGUAUUUGACACGUGGCUGCUGAAAGCCUGCAAGCAGCAAGAAUACCGAAUGGCAGAGAAGAGGGCUGCACUUCAUUGUGAAAGGCAGCUAUUGCAUCGUUUCUUGUGCUUCUGGCGUAGAAGAACAGCUGCAUGUUUGGAGGAGCAAGAGAACUUGGUUCAUGCACAAGGUCACUACAGCAACCUGCUGCUGCUAAAGGUUUUCUGUCUGUGGAAGCAAAAUACUCAGGAGAGAAAAACAGAGAGGCUGAAGGAGAUGCAAGCCUUAAGAUUUCACUAUUCAAAGUGUCUGCAGCAGACUUGGAACAAGUGGAAGGAGUAUGUGAAACAUCAGCGUGAGAAAUGGAGGAAGCUGGUGCAAGCUGACAUGCACUAUCAGCACACGUUACUGAGCAAGACCUUGGCAGCCUGGAAGACUUACCAACAUAACAUAGAGUGUAUUCUAUCCCAAGUAGCUGACAAGGAGAACCAGCACACCAGACUACUGCUCCGGCAGGUUCUGUGUUUGUGGAAGGAAAAUGCUCUUGCUCUUGUACGUGAAGCUAAGGCUGCUAUUCAAGCAGAUGAGCACUACAGGAGAGCAAUCCUGUCAAAGGUGUUGGCACAGUGGAGGUACACUGCCCUGCUCCAAGUGUGUAGCCGUCAGCAGAAGAUGAUGGCUGUGAUGCAGGCCAGAAAACAUUUGGAUAUAGUGCAUUUACAGACCAUUUUUCUUCACUGGAAGGACUUAACUAGGGAGUCUUUGAUACUGAGGGCUCAGCAGCACAGGGCAGCACAGCACCACCAGCAGCACCUACUGCAGAAGUACCUGGUGAAAUGGAAGAAGUAUCAUCAGCAGUGCCUUGGGAAAAUGCUGCUACGGAGACUGGGAGAUCAGCUAAUGACUCGUAGACUUUGCUCUUCUUCCUUCUCUUGCUGGAAGACACGGCUGUUGGAGCAGCAAUGGGAAAAGCAGAAGAUGGUGCAAGCAUUGUGGCACUGGUCCCUUUCAUUGCAGAGAAAGGUAUUUGCUGCUUGGCUCAGAUUUACCAAAGGGCAACAGCAGAAGAAAGAUUGCAUAGAAAAAGCCACAGGAGUUUACCAAGCUGUUCAUCUGAGAGAAGGUGUAACCCAGGUAUUGAGAUACACCACUGGCUUGAAACAGUUGCAAGGACAGCACCAAGCCCAGCAUCAGCUCAAGGCAGCCUACAACCUUCACCAGUCAGUGUAUCGCUGUGCCAUGCUGUGGAAACAGAAAGCUCUCUCCAAGAAAUUAAAUAAGCCUUGUUCUUUUCUGCUACCUCUGAAGAAGCAAGUGAUGUUUAAAAUGACUGAUGUUAGUUCUGGGAGAAGAGGACAUUCAGCAGAGGAAGAGCCAUGGCCUUCAAAGCACAGUCGCCUACCAUUUCACCCUGCUGAUGGGGACUCAGUUCUCAGUAAUCUAAAUAGCAUUCAACGAGCAAGGUUACCACCACAGAGGCCUGACUUCCUUCAGGGCUCUCUAGAAGGCAAUGCACUGCUGGGAUCUCCUUUUUCUAGACCAGAGGCACCCUUUCAGCAUACAUCUGUGAACAAAUGUCUUGGGCAGACUGGGAACUUAAUGCAAACACCUGAAGUAGAAGAAAGUACCCGUAGAUGUCUGUCCCAAAUGGGCAAUACCACUCGAUCCUACCCAUCUCUUGUACGUGCUUUACCACUGUGGACAAAUGCUGUGCACCGUGCUACUCAGAGGCCAGAGCUAAGGUCUCCUUCGUCUUUCAUGCCUCAAAUGAAAGCUGGAGCAGAAAUGGGAGCAGGUCAGUCUGUGAGUGGUCACAAAGGAGCCCAUUCCCAAGACUCUCAACAGGACUCUAUGGAGAAGAAGUUACGACCAAACUUGGAGCCACGUUUGUUGUUACCUGAAACCCUGGUGGGAAAACGGAGUCACCAGACUGCAGCUGAAAGGGAACAAAGGGAGUCCAGUUCCAGAGAAGAAAUGUUACAGAGGAAGCUGGAAGUUGAACUCCGACACAUCCAACAGCAGAUGCAGUACUACUUCAGCAGGAAGCAAGAACUCAAGUUCUGUCAGCAGCAGGCAGAGAUUCUAGAGCAGUGGCUAGAAAACAGCACACAACCAGAGGACCAAGGUGGUGUACAAGAUGUUCAGGAAGAAUUGAAUCAGCUGCAGGUGAGGAUCAACACUCUCACCAAAGCACAACAGAAAGAGAGGUAUCAUGUGCAGAGCCUGGUUGCCCGCCUGCAUGAAAUCCAGAUUGCUCUCAGUACAUAACGCAUCUGAACCACUAUUCCAGCUCAUGGGUAGGACUUUUUGCUCUUUUUAUAGCAGGGGAGGAUGGGGAUGUAUACAUUCUCUUAGCCUAU
Molecule: messenger RNA, 3988 nt
Organism: Melopsittacus undulatus (budgerigar)
Lineage: Eukaryota; Metazoa; Chordata; Aves; Psittaciformes; Psittaculidae
Gene: SFI1
Product: SFI1 centrin binding protein
Exons: 29
Coding region: 465-3896 (1143 amino acids)
Molecular function (GO): phosphatase binding
Source: RefSeq, a predicted model, not a curated record